CUGAAUCAUGGGAACAACAUGGCGGAAUGUUUGAAUGUCUGGUGGUCUAAAACAACUUGUCUACAUUUCGCUAUUACACGAUGUAUUUAAAGAUAUUCUGGUACCUACAUAUGUUUAUAUGAAGUUUGACUAUAAAUGCCAGUUACUAUCCCUGCGAACAAUAUGACAGAAUGGCGAAAAUAUUGUGAAACGUCCGCGUCGGGAAUGACAGAUGGUUUAGACGAGAGCAAGCAAGGUGGUGGGAAGCCGAAAACAAACAGACUGAGAAGAAGCCUCAGACAAACGCAGGCAACUCCAUCUCUCAUUGAUUCUCCAAAAACCUGUCAAGAUUUCAAGACGCCAACUCGUGUGACAAGAUCGAGAUACAACAAUGUAUUCAACAAAGGAGAGUCGCCAAUUAAUGAAUCAGAACUUCAACAGGAUAUAAUUUGGGAUGCAACCUCCCCUUCACCCCUUAGGACAGGUAGCAAAAGAGGCAAGAAGUACUCAGCAAAUGUUGGAAUUGUGGACAUUUCCGAAAUCGUCAACAGGAUAGCUCCCAAGCAUGGGAGACCUGUAGUUCCAGAGUCAUCCUUGCUCCAGUGGAUUGGAGACAGUGCUAUUCCCUGCACCCCAGAGAUGCAGCAGCCCAAGGCCAAGAAGAAAUCCCCAAGGCCAAAUGGAGUGGACGACCUUUUAAAGUUGGCGAAACAGUUUGAUUUCAACAUGUUUCGGCAAGAUGAAGAACGAGUCAAUGAUAUGCACGAGCAGAGUUUGCAGCUUCUGUCAGACUCGGAGGACAUAUUGGAUUUAGAUGGCAACGAGAACCAGCCUCCGCCCUUACUGAGUAAUGUCACACCUGAAAGCCCACAGUCCGCCCUUAAAACAAACAGCAUGAGAAACUCCAAAGACCAGAUACCUCCUGACCAUGAGAUGGAAGAUGAUUUUGAUUUUUUAUUUGAUGGACCAACUCAACACAUAAGUGGUAAUUUAAGUCAGAAUUCAUUGCCUCAGUCCUUGGAGGUGAAGACUGCUCUCACUGUGUCCUCCAAAGCCAUUCCUGGAAAAUAUCCUGAUUCCAUACAUGGCCACACUUCGACCGUCUCCUCAUCACAUCCUGUCAAAAGAAGCUCCGCAAAUAAUAACUUUGACGACGACUGGGAAAAUGACAAUUUGCUGGAUGACUCGCUGGUUUUUGAGAUGACCCAAAACCCAGACCUCUUUGCCACUCCUAAUCAUUGUUCGACCCAAAGAGGGUCGAAUGAAACAAAACAUGAAAACAACAACCCCUCAGCCAUUUCCAAAAAUGCUCUUCAAGGAAGUAGAGAGACAACACCAGCUGUGUCUAAAGGACAGAGUGAAACUGUGAAAAACAGAAAAACUUUCACGCUUGAAGCAAAUCCUAAUGUACAAGCGAAAAGUAUCCUCUCAGAGGCAUUACCAAAAGCAGGGCAUGUCUCCGACACUGUCAAACCAGCACCACAUAGGAACGUACAGCAAAACCAACCAAGUCUCUUUCCAAUCAACAAAGCUCAGUCUAUGGAGUCCAGUUACCAACGUAGCCAGCAAACGCAGCACCAGUCUAAUGGAAUAAAGACUUGGCCGCAGGUGCCUCUUUUUCAAAGUACAUCGAUCUCAACCAGCUCAAGCACAUCAACCUCCACCAACUCUUAUUCAACGUGGCCCCUUCAGGCUGAGAAUAGCUCUUACCAAAAGCCCACAGAGAACCACAAUAUGAAGGGAACCGGUAUCAAGGCCCCAGCUAGCCACAGCGUCGUCCCAGAGGACGACUUGGACUCUCUCUUCGCUUCUGACUCCAUCUGGGAUGACAAAGACGAUGACCUAUUGUGCCAAGCAUGUGAUAACCUGGAAAGCCAGGUACAGAGCAUGGAGGACCCUGUUAUCACACACUCCCAUUCCCUGCCCAGUAAUCAGACAGAAAGCCAGAAGUUUGUCCCUGUCUCUGCACCUUUGAAUAGCAGCAGAUACAAUGUAAAUCAAACGACCGAGACCACACAAUUCAAAUAUCCCAACAUUUCAGUUUAUUCACAAUCGGCCCCUGGGAACGGUAACACUUUUACCCACUCUCUCCAUAACAACAAAGUACCUGUUACUGUGGUCUCUGGUUCUAACAGACCGAGUUACAAUGCCUCAGCUGAAAAUGCUACCGCUAACUCCAUGUAUAGGCUACAGAACCCUGCAGUAGGAGAAGGGCCAUACAAAAGUACUCGGGUCAAAAGCACUUGUGUAGCUGGGAGCACAGCUAAUCAACAAGGCACUGGGAGUGGAGCGCGGCCGUCGUCAUUCCCGUCACCUGUAAAUGUGACUGAAACCUCCACUCAGUUCACCUUUAAGAGACAGUCUGGCUGCGCGUCCAACCCUGUCAUCCCUGUGACCAACAAAGCAUUCGCUUCGACCGAAGCAGCUGGGAAAUGUUCUGUGGUGGAGAUUGAACUGAAGAAACAGCAGGCCAUGGAGAGGAGACGACAACGGAUGCAGACUGCCCACAAGCUAUGGGCUCCAACCUGAGGCUGGGACAGUGCACAUAUACAAGAAGAUUCCCAAUUAUAGUUGGACAGUGUUGGCCAACUCUAAACGCUGACUUGUGCUAGACUGACCAUACAGAGGUCUUGAAAGUAAACCUACUAGAGUUGUUGUAGCCUUGUACUACCAUCCUGAUCUCGUAGCGAAACAGAAUGUAAGCUCGCUAGACUGGGAUGGUUGGACGAGGCUAGUGCUGCCUUUCUCUGUGUUCCAACUCAUCAUUUACAUCACUCAAUCCAUUCCUGAAUGAUUUUAAUAAUAUUAAUAUAAAUGUUCUUAUUUACGUUAAACGGUUGGAAAGAUUUUAAUAAAUUAACUUUUUUUCAGGGAGUAUGUUAUCAGUUGUGUUUGCAGAAUAGGCUAAGCCUGUCCUGUCACCUUUUCAUUAUAUUGUAUAUCAGUUGUGUAAAUUACAUAGCAUUACAACAUGAGCAGUUUUCCGAUAUAAAACACGAGUCGCCUUGUGCUCUGUCAGGAAAAACUUAUGUUUACCUUGUCUUUUUUUUGGACAAUGUUUGUCAUUUGCACAAUAAUGAAACUGCCUCAAAACAUGGCACACAGAUAUUAAAGUUGCAAAAAGAUUUCCCCCCCUUUUUCCAGACAAUACUAUCUUGUGUACAGCAGUGACAUCUAGUGUCCUUUUGUUUCUGUAUCAUGUAGGUUCACUCUUCCUUUAGCAUACCAUAAUUAAUUAUUGUGGAAUACAACAAUUGAGUGUAAGUGAACUACUGUCACUAAGCACAAAAUAACCAGUCCGAUGCAACAGCCAACACAGGACGAUGAGCUCCUUUAGGACCGGCACACAUAGUAAUGAGUAGUGCUUUCAACAGAGUGGGCGUUGUCCCAAAUGGCACCCUAUUCCCUGUAUAGUGCACUACUUUUAACCAGGGCCAUAAGGAACUAAAUAGAGAGUAGGGUGCCAUUUAGGAUGCACACAUGGUUUAAGCCUUGUUUAUACCUGGUGCUAACAUCUGUCCUUUCUCCUGAUCCUAUCCACAAUCUGAUUGUGCCCACAUUGUAGCCGUUGCAUCUACACAUGGUUGUAAAAUGUCUCUCUUGUCUGUCCACAUUGUGACCAGAUAUCCUGGUCCCUCCCUGUAUGCAAAUUUUUUGACAGAUUCUUUCAAAAUAAUAUUAAUGUAUUAAUUCUAAGCAAUUAAUUGAUGCCAUAAGCCAAUGGUGAUACCUGUCAAUUAAUUUAGAGACCUGUAUAAUGAUGAUUUCAAUAGUUUGAUCAUUCAGAACUGUUUACACUUGAUUGAUAUCCAGAUACAAUGGGUCCCCGGCUACCUCCGGAGUUGGUCAGGAAGAUCUGAUCACAAUUAGAUCACAAUGCAUCUUUUAAUCGUCUACACCUGUCUAAAAAUGUGGGCACAAUCAGAAUGUGGACAAGAUCAGAACAAAUUAUGCCUCUUAGAACCAGGUAUAAACAGGGCUUUAGAAAGGUUUGAAAGUGGCUUUGCCUUCGUCUACACCACACAUGCAGUCUGGUAGAGCGUGUGAGUAGAGACCUGAACCCUUUCAGGGUCCUGUAACUUGGGAUCUUAUGAAUCCUUCAGCCAUAGUCGAAUAUCAGUUUGCACCGUGGGAGCCUCAGGAUCUGGCCCUGACUGAACAGUCCACUCGGUUGGAUUUGGCCCCACUUCAAUCACAUCCACACCAUGUAUCACUUUAUUACAUAGAUCCUUUCCACUCGGUUAUUCCAGGAGCUGUAUUGGUCUGUCUGCAAACUCUGCUCACCGUCUUGAUGGGACAAAGCAUAGACAAUAAAGGAAUCUUACUGUAA
This is a messenger RNA of Coregonus clupeaformis (lake whitefish), 4309 nucleotides long. It is a transcript of the gene etaa1a, whose product is annotated as ETAA1 activator of ATR kinase a. The transcript is spliced from 6 exons. The coding region runs from base 136 to 2508 and encodes 790 amino acids. The record is from RefSeq and is a predicted model, not a curated record. Lineage: Eukaryota; Metazoa; Chordata; Actinopteri; Salmoniformes; Salmonidae.